AUGGCUCCCACUACCCGGGAUCCUGAGGCUCUCGCCGUCCACCACGACUCCGAUAUCAUGGCUGAUGAUCUGGCCGAGAAGAAGAUCUCCGCCCAUGAAUCCCCCCCGGAAAAUGACCCUUUUGGCAAUGAGGAGUGUGGUGAGGUCAAGUAUCGUGUCAUGAAAUGGUGGCACUGCGGUAUAUUGAUGAUCGCGGAGAAUAUCUCCCUGGGAAUUCUGUCCCUGCCGUCGGCCGUGGCGACUCUCGGAAUUGUCCCCUCCAUCUUCCUUAUCUUAGGUCUGUCUGGCAUUUCCUGGUACACUGGCUAUGUCAUCGGCCAGUUUAAGCUGCGCUAUCCCCAAGUCCACAGCAUGGGUGAUGCGGGAGAAAUUCUCUUUGGCCGCAUUGGCCGCGAGAUUCUAUUCUUUGGCCAAUUGCUGUUCUGCAUCUUUUUGAUGUCCAGUCAUAUUCUCACUUUCACCGUGCUGUUCAACACCAUCACUGGUCACGGCACCUGCACCAUCGUCUUCGGCGUCGUCGGUUUGAUCGUCAGCUUCAUCGGUGCCUUGCCUCGCACCAUGGGCAAGGUGUAUUGGAUGUCUCUUGCGUCUUGUACCAGUAUCACCGUUGCCACGAUCGUUACCAUGGUGGCCAUCGCCGUGCAAGCACCUGAUCAUGUGCAGGUUGACAUCACCACCCAUCCUAGCUUCUCGACCGCUUUCCUAUCAGUGACCAACAUCGUCUUCGCCUUCAUUGCUCACGUGGCCUUCUUCGGAUUUGCCUCGGAAAUGGAGGAUCCUCGCGACUUCCCCAAGUCGCUGGCUAUGCUGCAGGUCACCGAUACGACCAUGUACAUCGUCACCGCCAUGGUCAUUUACCGCUACGCCGGUCCGGACGUUGCUUCCCCGGCUCUGUCCUCUGCCGGUCCGCUGAUGAGCAAGGUUGCAUACGGCAUUGCCAUUCCUACCGUGAUCAUUGCCGGAGUUGUGUUCGGUCAUGUCGCGUCCAAGUAUAUCUACGUCCGCGUCUGGCGCGGCUCUCCCCAGAUGCACACAAACAGUCUUUCGGCUGUCGGAUCCUGGGUCGCCAUUGCACUGGGCGUGUGGGUGAUUGCUUGGAUCAUUGCCGAGUCGAUUCCCGUGUUCAAUGAUUUGUUGAGUUUGAUCAGUUCUCUCUUCGGUAGUUGGUUCAGUUACGGACUCCCUGCCAUGUUCUGGUUGGUCAUGAACCGUGGACAGUAUACUGCCUCGCCCAGAAAGAUUUUCCUGACCAUUGUCAACCUCAUCAUCUUUGCCAUUGCCUGCGCUAUCUGCGGAUUGGGUCUUUACGUCUCUGGCAAGGCCAUUCACGACAGCUCCUCCUCUGCUAGUUGGACGUGCGCCAACAACGCCUCCACCUAA
Messenger RNA from Aspergillus luchuensis, 1380 nucleotides. RefSeq names its product putative amino acid transporter. The transcript is spliced from 9 exons. Gene Ontology annotation, biological process: amino acid transmembrane transport. NCBI's taxonomy places the organism in Eukaryota, Fungi, Ascomycota, Eurotiomycetes, Eurotiales, Aspergillaceae. Gene Ontology annotation, cellular component: vacuolar membrane. Bases 1 to 1380 code for a protein of 459 amino acids. Gene Ontology annotation, molecular function: amino acid transmembrane transporter activity. The record is from RefSeq and is a predicted model, not a curated record.